Molecule: messenger RNA, 1110 nt
Organism: Miscanthus lutarioriparius
Lineage: Eukaryota; Viridiplantae; Streptophyta; Magnoliopsida; Poales; Poaceae
Source: the annotation of a GenBank genome assembly
AUGCCGGGCGCCACGGGAACCAACGGCGACAACGAGGUCGUCCACGACUUCUCCCCGCUCCUCCUGGUUUACAAGAGCGGCCGCCUCGAGCGGCCCCUCAUCAUGCCGUUCGACCUGCCCGGUCACGACGCCGCCACAGGUGUCGAGUCCAAGGACGUGCCCCUCUCUCCCUCCACUUUCGUGCGGCUGUACCUCCCGGCCGAAGCCACCAGCUCAGGCGACGACGACGGUAAGAAGAAGAAGGCGGCCACCAAGCUCCCCGUGGUCGUCUACUUCCACGGCGGCGGUUUCGUGAUGGGGUCGGCGGGCUCCUGCGUGUACCACCGCUUCGUCAACGACCUCGUCGCCGCCAGCCCCGCCGUGGCCGUAUCCGUCGACUACCGCCUCGCGCCGGAGCACAUGCUCCCCGCCGCGUACGAGGACUCCCUGGCGGCUCUCAAGUGGGUGCUCUCGGCCACGGACACGUGGCUGGCGACGCACGGCGACCUCGCCCGCGUGUUCCUGGUCGGCGACAGCGCCGGCGGCAACAUCUGCCACCACCUGGCCAUGCACCCGGACGUCAAGCAGGGCGCGGGCGCCGGCCUGAAGGGCAUCGUGCUCAUCCACCCGUGGUUCUGGGGAAAGGAGCCCAUCGGCGGGGAGCAGGAGCACAGGAGGCCCCGGGCGAAUCGCGCGGAGGCGGAGGGCCGCGGGAGGAAGAAGCACCUGUGGGAGUUCGUGUGCCCCGGCGCGGUCGACGGCGUUAACGGCCCCCGGAUGAACCCGACGGCACCGGGCGCCCCGGGGCUGGAGAGCCUGGCGUGCGAGAAAGCCAUGGUGUGCGUGGCCAAGGGCGACCACCUGCGGUGGCGCGGUAAGGCGUACGCGGACGCCGUGGCGCGGGCGAAGAAGGGUGGCGCGCCGACGCCGGCUUCGGUGGCGGCUGUGGCACGAGCGGAGUUGCUGGCCGAUACGGCGGUGGCGGCGUUCGUGAAGGGCGGCGGCCAGCCGGCGGCGGUGGAGAUGCUGGAGUCGGAGGGGGUCGGUCACGUCUUCUUCCUGCUGGAUCCCGAGAUGGAGGAGGCCAAGGAGCUCCUCGGCAGGAUCGCGGCGUUUGUCAGUGCGAGGUGA